Messenger RNA from Aspergillus terreus NIH2624, 1785 nucleotides. RefSeq names its product MFS transporter. Gene Ontology annotation, molecular function: transmembrane transporter activity. NCBI's taxonomy places the organism in Eukaryota, Fungi, Ascomycota, Eurotiomycetes, Eurotiales, Aspergillaceae. The transcript is spliced from 3 exons. Bases 1 to 1785 code for a protein of 594 amino acids. Gene Ontology annotation, biological process: transmembrane transport. The record is from RefSeq and is a predicted model, not a curated record.
AUGUUCAAACGUCCGUCCUGUUUACAAGCACGCCGGCAUAGUGAUGCCGGCGCUGAUUGGUCCGCGUUUCCUAUCCGCCAGCUUUUUGUGCUAGCACUAUGCCGCAUCUGUGAACCGAUUGCGUUUAUGUCCAUUUUCCCAUAUGUCUAUCAUAUGGUCGAGUCGUUCCACGUGACAGAUAAUGACCGGAAAAUUGCUCUCUACGCGGGCAUGAUCACAUCGUCCUUCACAUUCGCUGAGUUCUCCGCGGGCAUGUUCUGGGGUCGCAUGAGCGACAAGAUUGGCCGGAAGCCCGUUCUUAUUAUGGGCCUGAUCGGAACCGCCAUCAGUAUGAUUGCGUUCGGAUUCGCCCCAAACCUGGCUACGGCGAUGAUUGCUCGGGCUUUGGGAGGUUUGCUGAACGGGAACAUUGGUGUGCUCCAGACAACUGUGGCGGAGAUUGUGACUGUCAAGGAGCACCAGCCUCGGGCGUACUCGAUCAUGCCUUUUGUCUGGUGCUUGGGAUCCAUCAUUGGGCCCGCGAUGGGCGGUGCGUUGGCAAAGCCCUGCGACAACUACCCCUGGCUCUUCCAGCGCAACACCCUUCUGGAUCGCUUCCCGUUCCUUUUGCCCAACCUGGUCUGUGUGGUCGUCUUGAUCAUCGGUAUCGUCGUUGGGUUUCUGUUCUUGGAGGAAACCCACCCGGAGAAGAAGUUCCGCCGCGAUGUUGGGUUGGAGCUCGGUAACUUGCUGGUGGCGCGAUGCAUGGGAUCCCGUGUCCAGCUUGAUGAGGAGAAGGAUGUGAAGAUUGACUUGAGUGCAUCCGAAUACUUUGACUACGACGACGUUCCUCCCCCGGAGUACAGAAGCACCGAAUCCUCGCCUCGCCUGUCCCCUGUCAAAGAGACCGACAACCUUGCGGUUGAUGACGACAUUGAAAGCCAGAUGAAGAACCAGAAGCCGCCCAAGGCAUUUACGAGACAGGUUGUGUUCAACAUUAUCGCCUAUGGAAUUCUCGCAUACCACAGCGUCUCCUUCGACCAGCUGAUGCCUGUUUUCCUGAGCACACCCAAAUCGACCGACCAUGUCACUCUUCCCUUCAAAUUUACUGGGGGUCUGGGUCUUCCCACAAAGACCAUCGGCUUUAUGCUUGCGGUUCAGGGCGUUUAUUCGAUGAUCGCCCAGCUCUGGCUGUUUCCCUUUGUUGUCCGCCAUUUCGGUACUCUGCGAACCUUCCGCUUCGUCCUACUUGUCUGGCCACCUCUCUACCUGGCAGUACCGUACCUGAUUCUGCUCCCGGAAUUCCUCCAGACGACCGCCGUCUACGUGGCUCUGAUCAGCAAAAUCACGUUUCAUGUCAUUGCCUUCCCUUCUACCGCCAUCCUGCUGGCCAAUGCCGCCCCCUCCUCGAAAGUUCUUGGCUCCAUCAACGGCGCAGCCGCAUCAACCGCCAGUCUAAGCCGUGCCUUCGGUCCUACGGUCACUGGACUUCUUCACUCCAAGGGUCUCGAAAGCGGGUACUCCGUUCUGGCAUGGUGGGCCUGCGGUCUGGUGUGCGUCAUCGGUGCCAUCGAGAGCUUCUGGAUGGAGGAGAGUGAGGUGCAGGGACGCGCCGAGACGAAAUCCGAGGCUACCAACUUGGAUGGCGAGCAAGAGACCUUGCGGGGCCCAUACACCGCUGGCAAGGAGGACGCUACUGCGGAAGAAGUGCGGAGAUUGCUGUCUUCCACCCGGACUAGCAUGGAUGACGCCGAGAUCCCCAAUGUCGAUUUGACACAAGUCUUGCCGAAGUCUGAGCGCGACUGA